This is a messenger RNA of Linum tenue, 3304 nucleotides long. Lineage: Eukaryota; Viridiplantae; Streptophyta; Magnoliopsida; Malpighiales; Linaceae. The record is from the annotation of a GenBank genome assembly.
AGAAAGUACACCUCAGUUCUACUUCACACACAAGAAAUUCAGCGUCAUUUCAAAUGCAUUUGAGGGGCAAUAGCAUAUGGGCACCUCUUCCACACCUUCCUAAAAGUUAAAACGCCAAGAAGGGGGAGGAAGAAAGAAAAGAGAAAUGGCAGCUUCAGGUUCUCUGUUCAGCAUAGCCAAAUCUGUCCUCGAGAAAUUGUUACCACUGCUUCAACAGGAGUUAGCACUUGCCUGGAGCCUGGGAUCCGAGCUAGAGAAGCUGAAGGGUACAGUGACUGCCAUUCAGGCAGUUCUGCUAGAUGCAGAGGAGCAGCAGGAACACAGUCAUCAAGUCAGAGACUGGCUCGAGAAGCUGACUGUAGUGCUGUAUGAUGCUGAGGACCUACUUGAUGAUUUCGCCGUAGAGGUCGAAAGGGGUCGGCUUGGUGGUAAUUCAGAUGACUGCAGAAUUCGCUGCUGGACCGUGGUAUGCUUCCUUUACUCCCUUCCAAACCGUUUGAUUUAUGGUCUUAGAAUGGCUCACAAGGUUAAGGCUCUGAGAGAGCAAUUGGAUGUCAUAUGCAACGAUAACGCCAAAUUGCAUCUGAGUCCUCGUUUUGACGAGACAUGGAAAAUGAGGAAGCAUAGCCACACUAUUUCGUCCAUACCCGACAUAGUUGUUGGUAGAGAAGAUGAUGUGAGACACAUUAAGAAGCUUCUUCUGUCUGGUGAUAAUGAUGGUAGUGGGAAUGUUGUUUCCAUACAUGGAAUUGGUGGGAUGGGGAAGACAAUGCUUGCUCAGCUCAUUUUCAAUGAUAAGGAAGUGAGGGAGGAGUUUAAGUUGAGGUUGUGGGUCUGUGUCUCAGAGUCUUUUGAGGUCAAGUCAAUUGUUCAAAAGAUUCUAGAGUCCAUCACUGGGGAAAAACAAGAUGAUCUGGAACUCAAUACGUUGAAAGAUCACUUGGUUGGGCAUAUUGAAGGGAAAAAGUAUCUUCUUGUACUGGACGAUAUGUGGAACUUCGAUCCACAGAAAUGGCAAGUGAUCAGAUCUGUGCUCAAGUGUGGCGCUAGUGGAAGCAAGAUCUUGGUCACUACGAGGUUCCAAAAUUUUGCAAAAAUGAUGAGUCGCAGCUCUAGUGCUCCACCUUAUGCUCUGAGUGGUCUAUCACCCCAUCAAUCAUGGUCACUGUUUAGGCAAGUUGUGUUUGAUCAAGAGGAGAAGGAACCAACGAUUAGCGUUGCAGAUUUUAGCGUGGAAGAGAUUAAACAGGAGAUCAUUAAAAAGUCUGCAGGGGUUCCUUUAGCCGUAAGAACAAUAGGAACCUUGCUGUAUUUUAAAGAUCGUCGAACUGAGUGGUUGCCUUAUCUUAGGUCGAAUAAACUCUUAGAUGCGGGACAUAAGAAUAGCAUGCUACACAACCUGAAGCAGAGCUACGACUAUCUUCCAUCACAUUUGAAGCAUUGUUUUGCAAUUUGUAGCUUAUUACCUAAGGACCACACUAUAAUUGUCGGAUCGUUGAUCCAGCUUUGGAUUUCUCUGGGGCUUAUCAAGUCAUCAUCACCUACUACUGAUUCCAAACAAAGUUUACUUGAUACAGGUCUGGAGUGGUUUAUGGACCUCGCAUGGAGGUCUUUCUUCCAAGAAAUCAGACCAGGCCCUUCGAUCCCCAUAUCUACCUGUAAAAUGCACGAUCUAAUCCACGAUCUUGCAGUCUCAGUAGCUGGGUCUAACUGCAAGCUAAUAACUGGCCCUAUGGAUGGAGUCAAUGAAAAGACUUACCAUGUCUCCUUGUCACAUAGUUCGUGGUGCCCUUCGGAGAUGGUAGGUCUACUUGGGAGUGCCACACGACUGCGGACAUUUUCUGUGUAUUGUAACCCGUGGUAUGAGUCAGGCACAAGUUGGGAUGAGUCAACUUUCAAAUCUUUCGUGUCCAAAUUUGGAAGCCUACGCAUUCUCGAGUUCCCAAAUUGUGGGAUGGAGAUGGUGCCCCAAGACAUCCAGAAACUAAAACAUCUUAGGCAUCUCGACCUCUCGUACAAUGACAAGAUUACCAAGCUACCAAACUCUAUCACGAUGCUUCACAACUUGGAAGUGCUCUUACUCAACGAGUGCAAAAACCUGCUGGAGCUGCCAAGAAAUAUCAACAAGCUUGUGAAUCUAUGGUGCCUUGAUUGCCAAAAUUGUUUUGCUCUAACUCACAUGCCACCGCAGUUGGGGGAACUGACUGCUCUCCAAACAAUGACCCUUUUCGUGGUGGGCAAAGAGAAGCAUAUGGGUGAGCUGAACGAGCUAGCCAGGCUAUCGAACUUGAGAGGCUUUCUCCAAAUUGUAAACCUGAAAAGCCUUCUUCGCUCAGUGAUACUUUCAUCACCAGUACCACCACCACCAUCGAUUGCAUAUGAGAUUGGUGUAAAAGCAAACUUGAAACAGAAGCACCAUCUUGAGCAGCUGGUCUUGGAGUGGACCGGUGGUGACUAUGACAAAGAAAAAGAAGAACUGGACGAACACCUAGAGAGAUCAACAUCCCAAGAUGUCGGUCAAUGGGAUGAAAGUUUAAUAGAAAGCCUUCAACCUCACUUGAACCUGAGACUCUUGUCAGUGCGUGGGUACACAGGCGAGAGAUCUCCUAGUUGGAUUUCAUCUCUAACUAACUUGGUUGCUCUUCAGCUGGCUUGUUGCAAAGUGCGUUAUGGUUUGCACCAUUUGGAAGGAUUGCCAAUGCUUAAAAGGAUCGUCUUUAGGAAAUUGAUCAUGUUGGAGUACAUAGACGAAGAUGAAGAUAAUGGACAAAUAAGACCAUUAUUCUUCCCUUCCCUGGAGGAACUCUAUGUGAGUGUUUGCCCCAAACUAAAGGGAUGGAAAAGGAAGCCAGUAACAACCCAAUUUCCCAACCUUUCUACACUGUGCAUACUGCAAUGCCCUCUGCUUACCUCGGUGCCAUUGUUCCCAACACUUGAUAAGAAGUUGAUGUUGGUGAACACCAGCCUGGAACCUUUAUUGCAGACAAUGCUAAUGAACAUGUCUAGCUCCUCCUCGACUAGUUAUGGUUCCCAGUUCCCGGCUUUGUCUAAACUGAAGAAGUUGCAUAUCAAGCAAAUUCAUAAUCCUCCGAGAAGGUGGCUGCAGGGGAUGCAGCACUUAAUUUCUUUGCAGAAGAUUGAGAUCGAGGAUUGUUCAGGACUAGAGAAGACUUCGGAUUGGCAUGAAAUCACCCAUGUUCCAAACAUCACUAUUGAUGGCUACUACAUUAACGAAGAUGGGCAGUCUUUGUGGGAUGAAAAUGAGUGGAACAACUUUCCUUGGAUACUGAAGGUGAAGUCCUAA